Callorhinchus milii (elephant shark) is the source of this 3234-nucleotide messenger RNA. RefSeq names its product family with sequence similarity 120B (gene fam120b). Gene Ontology annotation, cellular component: nucleus. The coding region runs from base 108 to 2228 and encodes 706 amino acids. The transcript has 11 exons. The record is from RefSeq and is a predicted model, not a curated record. Lineage: Eukaryota; Metazoa; Chordata; Chondrichthyes; Chimaeriformes; Callorhinchidae.
CCGCGGGCCGGACGCAGACGCCAGCCCGGGGCAGAGCCGCGGUCGGGGCCUCCGCCGCCAUUUGACCUUUUCUGUGAUUUGCUAGAAUUAGUGUCUCAGUAGCAGUGAUGGGUGUGAGAGGUCUGCAGAGUUUUGUGGAUCAUGCCUGCCCAGCUGUGUGCGUCCAGGUAAACCUGAAACAGAUGGCCGAGAGUUAUCAAAGCACCCAUCACGGCCGGUCACCUGCUGUGGUAGUGGAUGCAAUGUCAUGUCUCCGAUAUUGGUACAACUCAGAGUCAUGGGUCCAUGGUGGCCAAUGGCGUGAAUACCUGAAGAGACUAAAGGCAUUCGUGGAUGCUUUUGCAGGAGCUGGCAUUAGACUGGUGUUUUUCUUUGAUGGUGUGAUAGAGCAGAAGAAAAGGCAUGAAUGGGUCAAACGCAGACUGAAGAACAACCGAGAGAUAGCAAGAAUCUUUCAGUGUAUAAAAGCAAAGGCUUGUCAGCCUGGAAGAGAAAUGUUCUUCAUUCCAUCUGGACUGGCCACAUUCACUCGUUUUGCUUUGAAGUCGAUUGGUUUAGAAACAAUAUGCUCCCUGCAAGAGGCAGAUUACGAAAUAGCCAGCUACGCUAGGUCAGAAGAUUGCAUGGCAAUCCUGGGACAGGACACUGAUUACCUUGUUUAUGACACUGCACCUUACCUUUCGAUAAACAAACUCCAUUUGGACAAUAUGGUCACUAUUAUGUACUCCCGUGAACAGCUCUGUCAGGUUCUUGGACUGCAUGUGACCGACUUGCCAGUUUUGGCAUGUCUCCUUGGCAAUGAUGUGGUGCCAGAAAACAUGCUGGAAAGAUUCAAACGCGAAUGCUUGGCCAGACACUUAUCAAGUAGCCCAACCCGAAAGCAGGAAGUGGUCUCAGUAGUGGCGCACUUCUUAUCUGGCUUCUCCCGUUCACAAGACGGGCUGAGAGAGGUGCAGAGAAGCCUGCAGUGCCGCUCAGAUGAAAACUUGUUAGAAAUGGGAGUGGAAUCAUACUUGCUGCCUGAACAAUACUCACCGUGGCUUCCUCAUAGCAAAAAACCUUCAACGACAGAAAGUGCCACGUACCCUGACCUGCAAAUUUUGCAGAUUUCAAGGGAUCAGCACAUCAGAGCAGAAAGCUUCAUGGUUUACAACGUCCUGAGUGCUGGAGAGGUUUAUUGUAGCAACACACUGGAAGAUGAUUCGGACACAGAACUUUCAGGACAGGCUAUCGUUUAUCGACCCGUUCGACAGUCCAUCUAUGGAGUUCUUCUAGAAGCCAAACCAAGUGUCCAAUCUGGUGCAGCGAGAUCGUGUCCUACUGUAAAGGAAUGGUUUGUCUACCCCGGUAACUCACUCCAGCACCCAGAUCUUGUCCCAGCCUUAGCACCAGAGCUGCCAGGAGGAACUCCAGACUUGCAAACCUUGUGGUUGACAGAAGGGCCAGAGGUUGAGAAGCUGCGUUUUUCCAUGUUUCUCGCAUGCUUUGGUUUACAGGAGUUUGCUGAAGAAAUGGCUGUUCUAGAGCCUCCUCUAGCCGCUGCCUGCUGCCUCCUGAUCUAUAUUACGUUACAGGUAACCACACUCUGCCUGGAGGACGUGGAUGCAUAUCUGGCUCAGGUUAUCUGUGUCCGUGAUAAACCAGCUGACAUUCUUGCUAAGAUUCAGGUGCCCCGUGUUGACUCUCGGGCUGUGCACCUGGCAUCCCUCUUUGUUCGUGGGCUAACCGUCCUUGUUUCAGCUAAUAGUGCCUGUGGAUUUCCAUUUAAAAUGGUUGAUCUGAUGCCGUGGGAGGUGUUUGAUGGGAAGCUUUUCCACGUGAAGUACCUGCAGUCUCACAGUCAAUGUACAAUGGAGGAGCUUCUAGAGAAGAAGGAGAGUCAGAUUCAGCGUUUUCAGGAGCUGAGGCUCCUCCUGAGAACCACUUGUGAACAGAAGAAGAGGACAAUACAGAGCAAGCCACGACCUCAUGGACCCGGAACUUUUGAAGGGCUUAAUCCCCACAGUAGCGAUGUCCAUCAGCCGUUCCAGCUUGGACAGAGGGAGAGCCACUCUUCCCGAUAUUCAACCCAUCACCCAGGUUACCAGGGCAGAUGUCCCUGGCCUGGUACUUCUGAUCCAGGAAAAACAGGGAGAGGAUCACAACCACAAAUGGGACCCCGGAACAAGAGGCUGCAGCUCGCUCCACGAUGGUCUGGACCUCAAAGUCCUCGUCCUGGCUGGAAUUAGUUGCACUGGAGAACUGAGUGUGAAAAAUAUCGAGAUAUAAUUUGUGGUAUUUCUUUAUUGAAUUAUGUGUAUCUACAAGAACUUGGCUCCAAAAAUAGAUUGUUCCUGGGCAUCGGCAUGACCUACUUCUGGAAGGAGUCCGUUUGCAUGUCUUUGAUCUCUUGUUAAGGAAUCCAUUAUUACAUGGAAGGAUGGAAAUAGGCAUUUCGGCCAAACAAGCUCAUGUUUAUACUCCACAUGAGCCUCCACCGCUCCUAAUCCCCUCUCCCAUUCCCCUCCAUUCCCUAACCCUAAAAUACCAUGUGAAAUACUGCAAUUAUAAAUCUACUGCAAUUUAUAUCCCAUCAGUAGAACUGAAGGAAGAUGUGCUGCUGAUAUCUAAAUGUUUAAUGUGCUGUAAAUAUCUUUGUGACUAUUAGCUUCAAAUUUGAAUUGCAUUAUUGUACUACUCUAAUGACUGGGUUUGAAAGUGCUUCAUACAGUUGGAUAGUUUUGAUUUUUUUAAUAAGUGCAUGAUUUGUACUAAAUUAUAUUAAAAGAGCAAUAUUUAGCAUUCGAGUCAGGAAAACUUUAUUUAAGCUAGAUGCCACAUUCAUUGGAAGUACUAACCAAGAUAAUGCUAAGGUCAACUGUGCAGUUCUCAGGAACCUGAUGCUUAUUAUUGUACCAUCAGUAUAGCCCAUUGGUUACAAUGUGUUAGCACAUUGCACAGUGGUGACAGAGCAUUUUAGUUAUUAAGGCAGAAAGCUGGAUUGGUAAAAAUGUGGUUUGCCCAUGGAUCUGCCCCCACUGGUGAGAACAUACAGCAACGUCUUGCACCCCCUAUUGACAGCUUUCUGUGAAAGACGAUGCGAAUAAGCACAUUUGCUCUUUUUUAUUAUGUUUUUCAUCUGCAGUCUAGCUUUUCUUGAUCUGUGUAUCUAUUUCCCCAGCUUCCUCUGUUCCUCCACUCUCCUAGAUAAUUUUACCAUUAAAGGGAUAUUUCUGUUUCAUGUUUUCCCCAUAA